Penaeus vannamei (Pacific white shrimp) is the source of this 6327-nucleotide messenger RNA. The record is from RefSeq and is a predicted model, not a curated record. Lineage: Eukaryota; Metazoa; Arthropoda; Malacostraca; Decapoda; Penaeidae.
CGAAGCUAGACGUGGCCGUGAGAGACUGCUGGGCAUACGGGGAGCCUGAGUUCGAGAAUCCUGAUACACCGAGUCUGCAGCUGACCGGCACUGAUGGCUGUCCUACGAGAAUGAAAACUGAUGCAUUUCUGGGCGAGAACCUACGACACCUUCGACACGGGCGCCACCCUCAUCACCUACGCCAACAUGUCCGCCUUCAAGUUCCCGGAUCGAAUGCAAGUCUUCCUCACCUGCAACGUUGAGAUCUGCACAGAUCGCUGCGACAACCGAUGCUUAGGUGAGCCAAGUCAACCUGUCACAUUUAUCACUAAACCCGAUGUUGUGCGGGUGACUACUCCCCUUACACCUACCCGUCCACCCCCGCCGGCACCUUUAUGUCGUCCAGGCUCUACUGAUCCUCGUUGCAAGCCAGGAAUAGUCCGUCCAGUGUGUGGCCCAGGUUCUACUGACCCUGCAUGUAGGCCUACUGUACCAUCUAAACCACUGUGUUACCCUGGAUCAACUGAUCCUGGAUGUCUGAAGCCUACAACUUCCAAGCCGAACUGCUAUCCUGGUUCCUCUGACCCAAGAUGUGCAAGAUUUACAACGCCAAAGCCAGCAACUGCUCCUCCUAACUGUUAUCCUGGUGCUCGGGAUCCAAGAUGUCCACAACCUAUAACUCGCCCUACACCAAAACCAACAACAGCUCCUCCUAACUGUUAUCCUGGUGCUCGGGAUCCUAGGUGUCCAAAGGCAACAACUCCACGUCCUACUACUAGGCCAACUACUCAGUUUACUUGUAGAAUAGGUUCAAAGGACCCAAGAUGCCAGCAGCCAACAACUCCAAACCCAGGUUUCACUCAGUUCUUCUGUGUCCCAGGAUCCAGAGAUCCUCGCUGUCCUCAACCUACAACCCCUCGACCUAUUACUAUUCCAACUACACAAUUCACUUGCCGUCCAGGUUCUAGGGAUCCGAGAUGUCCUCAACCUACCACAUUGAGACCCAGAUGUUAUCCUGGUUCAACAGAUCCUCAGUGUCCCAGAACAACUCCACGUCCUACGCCCAGACCUACAACUCAACCCACCACUCCUUUCCGUUGUGUACCAGGAUCUAGAGAUCCAAGAUGUCCUCAACCUAUCACAUCUAGACCCAGAUGUUAUCCUGGUUCAACAGAUCCACAGUGUCCAAGAACAACUCCACGUCCUACACCCAGACCAACAACUCAACCCACCACUCCUUUCCGUUGUGUACCAGGAUCUAGAGAUCCAAGAUGUCCUCAACCUAUCACAUCUAGACCCAGAUGUUAUCCUGGUUCAACAGAUCCACAGUGUCGACAAACAACUCCAAGACCUACACCUAAGCCAACUACUCAGUUUAAGUGCUUGCCAGGUUCUAGGGAUCCAAGAUGUCCUCAGCCAACUACAUCUAAACCUAGAUGUUAUCCUGGUUCAACAGAUCCACAGUGUCCACAAACUACUCCGCGUCCUACGCCAAAACCAACAACUCCUCGACCCACCACUCCUUUCCGUUGUGUACCAGGUUCAAGAGAUCCUCGAUGCCCUCAACCCACAACACCCAGACCUGUGUGUUUCCCUGGCUCAAGAAAUCCAGGAUGUCCACAGCCAACAACACCCCGUCCCACACCAAAACCAACAACAGCUCCUCCCAACUGUUAUCCUGGUGCUCGGGAUCCAAGAUGUCCACAACCUACAACUCGCCCUACACCAAAACCAACAACAGCUCCUCCUAACUGUUAUCCUGGUGCUCGGGAUCCAAGAUGUCCACAAACAACAACCUCAUUCACAUGCACAUUUGGUUCAAAGGACCCUCGGUGUGUUCAGCCAUCAACUCCUCCUGACUGUUAUCUUGGUUCGAGCGACCCUAGGUGUCGUGGACUGACAACACCCCGCCCUACACCAAAGCCAACGACAGCUCCUCCUAACUGUUAUCCUGGUGCUCGGGAUCCAAGAUGUCCACAACCUACAACUCGCCCUACACCAAAACCAACAACAGCUCCUCCUAACUGUUAUCCUGGUGCUCGGGAUCCUAGGUGUCCAAAGGCAACAACUCCACGCCCUUCUACUAGGCCAACUACUCAGUUUACUUGUAGAAUAGGUUCAAAGGACCCAAGAUGCCAGCAACCUACAACUCCAAACCCAGGUUUCACUCAGUUCUUCUGUGUCCCAGGAUCCAGAGAUCCUCGCUGUCCUCAACCCACAACCCCACGGCCUAUUACUACUCCAACUACGCAAUUUACUUGCCGUCCAGGUUCUAGGGAUCCAAGAUGUCCUCAGCCAACGACAUCUAGACCCAGAUGUUAUCCUGGUUCAACAGAUCCUCAGUGUCCCAGAACAACUCCACGUCCUACGCCCAGACCAACAACACAACCCACCACUCCUUUCCGUUGUGUACCAGGUUCAAGAGAUCCUCGAUGCCCUCAACCCACAACACCCAGACCUGUGUGUUUCCCUGGCUCAAGAAAUCCAGGAUGCCCACAGCCAACAACACCCCGUCCCACACCAAAACCAACAACAGCUCCUCCUAACUGUUAUCCUGGUGCUCGGGAUCCAAGAUGUCCAACACCUACAACUCGUCCUACAGUUAGACCAACCACCCAGUUCUCUUGCAGGCAAGGUUCAAAGGAUCCAAGAUGCCAGACACCAACUACCCCAAAACCCACCUUUACCCAAUUCUUUUGUGUCCCAGGAUCCAGAGAUCCUCGCUGUCCUCAACCUACAACUCCACGACCAACGCCUGCUCCAACUACACAAUUCAUCUGUCGUCCUGGUUCCACAGAUUCACGCUGUCCUCAACCAACUACACCUAGACCCAGAUGUUAUCCUGGUUCAACAGAUCCACAAUGUCCACAAACUACUCCGCGUCCUACACCAAAACCAACAACUCCUCGACCCAUCACUCCCUUCCGUUGUGUACCAGGUUCAAGAGAUCCUCGAUGCCCCCAACCCACAACACCCAGACCUGUGUGUUUCCCUGGCUCAAGAAAUCCAGGAUGUCCACAGCCAACAACACCCCGUCCCACACCAAAACCAACAACAGCUCCUCCUAACUGUUAUCCUGGUGCUCGGGAUCCAAGAUGUCCACAACCAACAACUCGCCCUACACCAAAACCAACAACAGCUCCUCCUAACUGUUAUCCUGGUGCUCGGGAUCCAAGAUGUCCACAACCUACAACUCGCCCUACACCAAAACCAACAACUCCAUUCACAUGCACAUUUGGUUCAAAGGACCCUCGGUGUGUUCAGCCAUCAACUCCUCCUGACUGUUAUCUUGGUUCGAGCGACCCUAGGUGUCGUGGACUGACAACACCCCGCCCUACACCAAAGCCAACGACAGCUCCUCCUAACUGUUAUCCUGGUGCUCGGGAUCCAAGAUGUCCACAACCUAUAACUCGCCCUACACCAAAACCAACAACAGCUCCUCCUAACUGUUAUCCUGGUGCUCGGGAUCCUAGGUGUCCAAAGGCAACAACUCCACGCCCUUCUACUAGGCCAACUACUCAGUUUACUUGUAGAAUAGGUUCAAAGGACCCAAGAUGCCAGCAGCCAACAACUCCAAACCCAGGUUUCACUCAGUUCUUCUGUGUCCCAGGAUCCAGAGAUCCUCGCUGUCCUCAACCUACAACCCCUCGACCUAUUACUAUUCCAACUACACAAUUCACUUGCCGUCCAGGUUCUAGGGAUCCGAGAUGUCCUCAACCUACCACAUUGAGACCCAGAUGUUAUCCUGGUUCAACAGAUCCACAGUGUCCAAGAACAACUCCACGUCCUACGCCCAGACCUACAACUCAACCCACCACUCCUUUCCGUUGUGUACCAGGAUCUAGAGAUCCAAGAUGUCCUCAACCUACCACAUCUAGACCCAGAUGUUAUCCUGGUUCAACAGAUCCACAGUGUCGACAAACAACUCCAAGACCUACACCUAAGCCAACUACUCAGUUUAAGUGCUUGCCAGGUUCUAGGGAUCCAAGAUGUCCUCAGCCAACUACAUCUAAACCUAGAUGUUAUCCUGGUUCAACAGAUCCACAGUGUCCACAAACUACUCCGCGUCCUACGCCAAAACCAACAACUCCUCGACCCACCACUCCUUUCCGUUGUGUACCAGGUUCAAGAGAUCCUCGAUGCCCUCAACCCACAACACCCAGACCUGUGUGUUUCCCUGGCUCAAGAAAUCCAGGAUGCCCACAGCCAACAACACCCCGUCCUACACCAAAACCAACAACAGCUCCUCCUAACUGUUAUCCUGGUGCUCGGGAUCCAAGAUGUCCAACACCUACAACUCGUCCUACAGUUAGACCAACCACCCAGUUCUCUUGCAGGCAAGGCUCAAAGGAUCCAAGAUGCCAGACACCAACUACCCCAAAACCCACCUUUACCCAAUUCUUUUGUGUCCCAGGAUCCAGAGAUCCUCGCUGUCCUCAACCUACAACUCCACGACCAACGCCUGCUCCAACUACACAAUUCAUCUGUCGCCCUGGUUCAACAGAUUCACGCUGUCCUCAACCAACUACAUCUAGACCCAGAUGUUAUCCCGGUUCAACAGAUCCUCAGUGUCCAAUAACAACUCCACGUCCUACGCCCAGACCAACAACUCAACCCACGCCUCCUUUCCGUUGUGUACCAGGUUCAAGAGAUCCUCGAUGCCCUCAACCAACUACAUCAAGACCCAGAUGUUAUCCUGGUUCAACAGAUCCUCAGUGUCCAAGAACAACUCCACGUCCUACGCCCAGACCAACAAUUCAACCCACAACUCCUUUCCGUUGUGUACCAGGUUCAAGAGAUCCUCGAUGCCCUCAACCUACCACAUCUAGACCCAGAUGUUAUCCUGGUUCAACAGAUCCACAGUGUCAACAGACAACUCCAAGACCUACACCCAAGCCAACUACACAGUUCAAGUGCUUGCCAGGUUCUAGGGACCCAAGAUGUCCUCAGCCAACUACAUCCAAACCCAGAUGUUAUCCUGGUUCAACAGAUCCUCAGUGUCCCAGACCAACAACUCCACGUCCUACACAGCCUACUACACAAUUCACCUGCCUUCCUGGAUCAUCUGAUCCAAGAUGUCUACCAGUAACUACAUCUAGACCCACCACUACUUUCUUCUGUACACCAGGUUCCAAAGAUCCUCGAUGCCGUGAACCCACAACAUCACGUCCAGUAUGUUUCCCAGGAUCAAGAAAUCCAGGAUGCCCACAGCCAACAACACCCCGUCCCACACCAAAACCAACAACAGCUCCUCCUAACUGUUAUCCUGGUGCUCGGGAUCCAAGAUGUCCACAACCUACAACUCGCCCUACACCAAAACCAACAACAGCUCCUCCUAACUGUUAUCCUGGUGCUCGGGAUCCUAGGUGUCCAAAGGCAACAACUCCACGCCCUUCUACUAGGCCAACUACUCAGUUUACUUGUAGAAUAGGUUCAAAGGACCCAAGAUGCCAGCAACCUACUACUCCAAACCCAGGUUUCACUCAGUUCUUCUGUGUCCCAGGAUCCAGAGAUCCUCGCUGCCCUCAACCCACAACCCCACGGCCUAUUACUACUCCAACUACGCAAUUUACUUGCCGUCCAGGUUCUAGGGAUCCGAGAUGUCCUCAACCAACUACAUCUAGACCCAGAUGUUAUCCUGGUUCAACAGAUCCUCAGUGUCCCAGAACAACUCCACGUCCUACGCCAAGACCAACUCAACCCACCACUCCUUUCCGUUGUGUACCAGGUUCUAGGGAUCCAAGAUGUCCUCAGCCAACUACAUCCAAACCCAGAUGUCUUCCUGGUUCAACAGAUCCUCAGUGUCCCAGAACAACUCCACGUCCUACGCCAAAACCAACAACUCAACCCACCACUCCUUUCCGUUGUGUACCAGGUUCAAGAGAUCCUCGAUGCCCUCAACCAACUACAUCUAGACCCAGAUGCUACCCUGGUUCAACAGAUCCACAGUGUCGACAGACAACUCCAAGACCUACACCUAAGCCAACUACUCAGUUCAAGUGCUUGCCAGGUUCUAGAGACCCAAGAUGUCCUCAACCAACAACUUCAAGACCCAAUUGUUAUCCUGGUUCUCCUGACCCAAGAUGCAGAAGCGAAACAACUCCACAACCUACCACUACUUUCUUCUGUACACCAGGUUCCAAAGAUCCUCGAUGUCGUCAACCAAGUGUUACUUGCCCACCUGGGUCAACUGAUCCAGAGUGUGUUAUUCCAUCUGAGCCAAUAUGUGUCCCUGGUACAAAUGAUCCAAGGUGCCCUACGACACCUCGUCCUUUCAGAUGUACACCAGGCUCCAGAGAUCCAAGAUGCCCUCAGCCUACCACUCGCCCUACUCUCAAGCCUCUCCCU